This is a messenger RNA of Aspergillus homomorphus CBS 101889, 1142 nucleotides long. Its product is annotated as sulfotransferase family protein. The coding region runs from base 384 to 1142 and encodes 252 amino acids. NCBI's taxonomy places the organism in Eukaryota, Fungi, Ascomycota, Eurotiomycetes, Eurotiales, Aspergillaceae. The record is from RefSeq and is a predicted model, not a curated record. The transcript has a single exon.
UCCAUCCUCUGGUUCUUCUGCAGGGUGUAUACAACCACCAUGAAGAACCAGGUCUGUCGACUGAUCAUUCAGGGGGGGAAAGAAACCCUAUGGAACGCAGGCUGAGGUUGCAUGCAUCCUUGUUCCUGACCCAGAAACGGUGAAACCACGGCGCUUAUGGCGACCCUCCGAGAAAGUGGAAGGAAGGGUGACUGUGUGACGGUGGGUGGUCGUUACCGCAAUCCCAACCUUCAUUUCCACUCAUCCACGGCACUGACUGUUGCCAACCUCCUUUUUCCGUCCAUCAAUUCCUCACUUCUCGGCAGCGGCAGCAGCAGCAGUACAACCUGUAUCCCACAGAAACAUUGCCUUGCUUGCCUCUACCUGCGACUCAACGCACGAAGAUGGGUCAACAAGCCUCGGUCCCGCAACCCGGCACCCACAUCCAAGUCAUCGGAGCCGGCCUCUCACGCACCGGCACCGCCUCCUUCAGCGCCGCGUUGGAGAUCCUGCUGGAGGGUCCCAUCUACCAUGGCGGCACUCAAACCCUGCUGGGUCCCCCGAGUGAGCUCAAAUCAUGGAAACAGAUCCUUCGCAAUUGGCUAUCCGGCGACCACGCAACCACGCUGGCUCUCCUUCAGACCCGCACGGCCGGCUACGCAGCCAUCACCGACGCCCCGGCGUCGCAGCUAGUCCCCGAGCUCCUUGAACUCUACCCAGACAGCAAGGUCAUCUGCACCGUGCGCGAUCCAGACGCUUGGGUGCGCAGCAUCCAGCAAGUCAGCUCGAUCGUGCGUCUAUGGUUCCUGGGUGCCGUGCUGCUCCCGCUGCCGGGCAUGCGCCACUUCAUGGGCUACAACUGGCUCCUGCAGGCACAGUGGGAUCGCAUCUAUCGCUCGCGCGACGUCGCCGGCAUCUACCAGCAGCAUCUCCAGUGGCUGCGCGAGGUCGUCCCGGCCGAUCAACUGGUCCUUUUCGACGUGCGCGAGGGCUGGGAACCGCUGUGCCGCGCGCUGGGCAAGGAGGUGCCGGAUAUCCCGUUCCCACGCAUCAAUGACUCCAAGGCGGUGGAUCGCAUUGCUGAGUAUCAUAUCCGGAGGGGAUUGAUGCGGUGGGCGGUGAUAUUUGCCCUGGUUGGCGUGAGUGUUUGGUGGUUUUGCUGA